CCUCUCCAUCUAUGCAAAGGUCUUUAGUGGUUUUGCUAUUUUCUAUUUUUGUUAGAUUUUUUUUCUUCCUUUUACCCACGUUUUUAAUUUGGUGCGUUGAAUCUGCUUGAAUAAUUGCGGUACGAAAGCGGUGGAGUUCCAAAUUCCAAUCCUUUUUUUUGCUUGGAUUGUGUGUGAAUCUGCUGUGAACGCGAGCCUGUGAGAAAUAGUGGAGAUCGAGACUUACGGAUUAGUUUUUGUCUGAUUUGUUAUUUUUUAAUUUUUGAAUCGCAAUCAUUCUGAGUUUGACUGUUUUGAGCUGCAAAACAAGUUCAAUAAAAUGGAAUCGCGGAGGUGGAGGAUGAAAAUUUUCGAGGAUUUCGAAGCGGAUCGUGAAUCGGAUUUCUCAGAUUACAUGAAACUGCAAUCAACUGUGUUACUCUAAGAAGUUGAAGACUUGAGUUCGUAUUCUGGCAACAGUUCAGAAUGAAGAUUUGUGGUUUCUUAUUUAUCGUUAUGCCUGGGGAUUGGGGAUAAGGCAACUGAAGAGACUGAAAUGGCUGUAGGCAGAUGCGAUAGCUCAUUCGUAGAUACAUAAUUUGGUCUUUGGACUGGAUACCAACACUUUUCCUUCAUACUUUAAUUCUAUGUUUUGAAGUGAAAGCUACCUUUCUGCAGCUGUACCAAUACUUUGAAGCCAAUUUGAUCAUAAUGGGGUCUUUCUUCCAAGAUGGUAAUGGUGGGAAGCCAGCUGAUAACUAUCUUCUCUCUCGACAGUCAUCGAUAUUUUCACUUACUUUUGAUGAGUUUCAGAGCACUUUGGGUGGACCUGGGAGGGAAUUUGGAUCUAUGAACAUGGAGGAACUAUUGAAAAGCAUUUGGACUGCUGAAGAAAGCCAGGCUGUGGCAUCAUCUUCUUCAGGUGUAGGAGAUACAACAAAUUUACAGAGACAAAGCUCGUUAACGAUUCCACGUACAUUUAGCCAGAAAACUGUCGAUGAAGUGUGGAGGGAUGUCCUCAAAGAAACCAUUGGUGCAAAAGAUCCAGAAAGUGGUAUAGAUGGUGCAAAUUUGUUGCCAAGGGAGCCUACUUUGGGUGAGGUAACACUUGAAGAGUUCUUGUUUCGAGCAGGGGUCCGAGAAGAUAUCCAGCCUCCCGGGAGAGCAAAUGCUACCGGAAUCUACAAUGGCUCGACUCCAGUGAACAGUAAUAACACUGGCCUAGCUGCCGGAUUUCAACAACCUUCUCUAUUGGGCAAUAAACUAUCGCAGCACAACACAAUGAUUCUUGGAAUGCAAAACAUAGGGACUAACCUCAAUGGUGUUGACUUAUCCGGCAUUCAAUCUGCACAGCAGCCACAGUCGCAAUUACAGCCUCUGUUUCCUAAGCAGACAACCAUAGCCUUCUCAGCUCCGACACAACUUGGAAAUAACGGCCAGCGUUGCAGCCCGGAAAGAAAGAGUCCGGUAAAAUUGAGCCCCAUGAAUAACAAUGCUCUAGGCAGAGCAGCAGUUUCGCGAGUAUCGCCUGGAAGUCAUCUACACUCAGAUGCCAUUGUCAGUAAAAGGGAUCCGGAGUCCAUUUCUCCUCCAUCUUCUUGUGUUUUUUCUGAAGGCGUAAGAGGGAGGAGAUCAUCCAAUUCACUGGAGAAAGUCGUGGAAAGAAGACGGAGGAGAAUGAUUAAAAACAGAGAGUCUGCUGCAAGAUCACGAGCUAGAAAGCAGGCAUACACCCUUGAAUUGGAAGCAGAAAUCGAAAAACUCAAAGCAGUGAACCAAGAGUUGCAGAAAAAACAGGAUGAAUUCGUUGAGAUGCAAAAAAAUCAGAGCUUGGAGACGAAAAACUUACCGUCGCGAGGCAAAAGAGUAUGCCUGCGGAGAACCCUGACAGGACCUUGGUAGGAUGGAUGUGUGCAGACCUUGUGAUGUAGUUGCUAGUGAGAAUAAUUAUGGACAUGAAAUCGGCGUUGCUGUUUAAUUAAUACGUAGAAAGAGACGAAAAAGAAGACCGUCAUGAUGUGUGAUCAUUGAUAUCUUAAGUUCCUACGACUGGUCUGUAUGUAUAUCUUUUGUUUGUUAUGUUGCUGCUGACUUUAGCAUCUAGUGCACUACCUUAGUAGAUAACUUGUUUUAGACAGUAAUUAUAUCUUUUGGA
This is a messenger RNA of Andrographis paniculata, 2134 nucleotides long. Its product is annotated as ABSCISIC ACID-INSENSITIVE 5-like protein 7. Bases 691 to 1881 code for a protein of 396 amino acids. NCBI's taxonomy places the organism in Eukaryota, Viridiplantae, Streptophyta, Magnoliopsida, Lamiales, Acanthaceae. The transcript is spliced from 5 exons. Gene Ontology annotation, molecular function: DNA-binding transcription factor activity. Gene Ontology annotation, biological process: positive regulation of DNA-templated transcription. Gene Ontology annotation, cellular component: nucleus. The record is from RefSeq and is a predicted model, not a curated record.